AUGUCGAUUCCGGCUCUUGCCCUCCCAGGCCAGCCUUUGGGCCCCGCCGACAAGUACGCGCCCGGCCAAGGCACCCACAUCCAGCACAACGCCCUUCACGCCUCGAUCCUCGGCCCUGUCCUCGAGGCCAAGCCCACCAAGCGCGCUGCCGCUCCCGGCGCUACUACCACGUCCUCUCUUCCCGCACUCUCCGUCUCCCGCCCUACCGCAAACGGGAGCUCUGCAUAUGCCAGCUUCGGCGCCGCCAGCAUCCUGCCCGAAGUCGACUCAGUCGUGAUGGCGCGUGUGACUCGCCUGACGCAGAGGCAAGCCACCGUGGAGAUUCUGGUAGUCGGAGAGACCGUGUGCCGGGAGGGCUUCCAGGGCAUCAUCAGGCGUGAGGAUGUGCGCGCCACCGAAAAGGACCGCGUCAAGAUCGGAGAUAUGUUCAGGGUUGGAGACAUUGUGCGCGGAAUCAUCAUCUCUCUGGGCGACCAGUCGAGCUACUACAUGUCGACGGCCACGAAUGAGAUGGGCGUCGUGAUGGCGACGAGCGAAGCCGGAAACCAAAUGUACCCGAUCAGUUGGAAGGAGUUCAGAGAUUCCAAGACCGGGGCGACGGAGAGCAGGAAGGUCGCGAAGCCUUUCUGA
Aplosporella prunicola CBS 121167 is the source of this 630-nucleotide messenger RNA. RefSeq lists its product as uncharacterized. Lineage: Eukaryota; Fungi; Ascomycota; Dothideomycetes; Botryosphaeriales; Aplosporellaceae. Bases 1 to 630 code for a protein of 209 amino acids. The transcript has a single exon. The record is from RefSeq and is a predicted model, not a curated record. Gene Ontology annotation, biological process: RNA processing. Gene Ontology annotation, cellular component: cytoplasm; nuclear exosome (RNase complex). Gene Ontology annotation, molecular function: RNA binding.